This is a messenger RNA of Pecten maximus, 4395 nucleotides long. RefSeq names its product cytochrome P450 4F6-like. Bases 2385 to 3827 code for a protein of 480 amino acids. The transcript is spliced from 11 exons. Gene Ontology annotation, molecular function: monooxygenase activity; heme binding; iron ion binding. The record is from RefSeq and is a predicted model, not a curated record. NCBI's taxonomy places the organism in Eukaryota, Metazoa, Mollusca, Bivalvia, Pectinida, Pectinidae.
UCCUCCAUCCCAUAACUAUGUAUAACAUCGCUGGACAUUAAGGGAUAAACACAAUUCUUAUGUAAAAAUAGGCCCAAGGGUCUUUACCCGCCCUAAGGGAAUUAGUUUCUUGAAACACAAUUAUGUUGUAAAAAUAAUCCGUAGGGUCUUUCAGUCCCUUAAAGAAUAUAUGUGUUUUAACAAAUUGAACAUGAACAUUAUUUUGACGUUUGGUCAAAUCCAACCAGGUGAGCGAUACAGGCCCCAUGGGCCUCUUGUUCUACAAAGUUUACUAACCGAGGAAGAACACGAACAUUACACAAAUUAAUUAGACCUUCUAUUCUUAUCAGACAAGGAAUGUACAGUAAAAAUUGGCAAUAUGUAUGUAUGCAAGUUAACUUAUUAAGAUAUCGCAAUUAGCCAUCUACUGUGAGUACUAAACGAUACUGUCGGCUCUAUUACAUUCGAUCCGGAAGUUAAUUCAACUCUAUGUAAUGCCAGUUACCUGUAAAAUGCCUUUUGAUUAUUAACUCGUUUUUUCUCUGUUUUUUUUUGUUUCUCAUAAACUGGAUGGUCGUUAACCAUGUCCGACUUAAAUAUUUGUUUUCAAGUGCAGGGUGUAGUUAGUCGUUGGAUCGUCCAAUAUGUCAGGAUUGGGUGUCAGGUUAUAGAGGUACAUGUUUACUUAACAGAUGAUAACACAUGUGUACACACUGGGCCUGAUCAAUGUUUACAAUCUUGUAGUGAUACACAUAACGUUUUAUUCAUGACUCUUGCCUCAAACUCACUAUCUACGGAACGUAAUCGCCUAGCCAGCAAUACCCGCAGCUUAUACCACUGCAUCACAUCCCCGUGGAUCAAAUGAAAUUUUAACCAUAGUUAUGUCGUUCUGAGGGCAAUUUACCCAGGCAAAUAUGUAUGUAUAUAUACAAAAACAUAGAAUAUGUUUCAAAACAAUUAUUCACGUUCUGUACAAAUGUGUCAAUCAAACCGUUGUUAAAUGUUUUAAGUAAAUUACUGUUCACAUAUCAUUCUGGUUAGAUCCAAAAUCUAGAGACAUUGUUAUGACAUAACUAAGUCAGUUUGCAACUACGGAUGACAUCACUGUACAAGGUUUUUGGAAUUCAGUCACCAUCUUGGGAAAAUAAAUCUCAAAUUGAAUUGUUUUAUCGAAGGCACAAAAAUUAUUCUUAAAAAUCAUUAAUUUUAAACUUACUAAUAAAUUGUUCACAAUUGUCACCUGACCCUUAUUUACCUCUGGGCCGGCAUUAAUACGUCUGUACCAGGCCGAAUUACCGCAUCUAAAAUUCUGACCGUUAUUUGUUUAACAUGUCGGAAUUUCGGAGCCUGCGACUAUGGUCUGUUUUAAUGAACGGCCAGAACUUUGGAGACUGGGAUGAUGUUUUGGUCAUUUUAAGAGACGGCCUGAACGGUAUAACGGGUUUAUAAAGUGGAUGGGGGUGUUGAUGGUGUUGGUGGCGUUGGAGAAAGGUUGCUUCCUUUUCUCGUCCUCCCGUCCGUUCAUCUGCCCGUAGUCAGUCAACUUAAUUGUGGGGUGUAUAAUCGAUUCAUUACGUCAAACUGCCUUGUUCACAAGUGAUCUGAUAGACCUCUAUCUGCUUGGUGCUAUUUAGCGACGAAAGGAACGGAAUUUAAACAGAUUUUGAAAAUGUCGGUUGCAUUCCACAAGUUUUCAGACAGACCGGCAUACCAGUAGAAAAUCAAUGUGGGGGGAUGGCGAGCACAUGUCGGGAAAUCUAAACAAGUGAAAAACGAAUGUAAAACUCUGCAACCGAUCCUCCCUCAUACAUUGAAGAUCAUUUCACAAACCCUCGUUUGUGCGCUAAUCAAUUACCAUUUACUAUGACCAUUUUCUUUGUUUUUUUUCUGUUCUCGAGGAAACAUUGCCAAUUCGACUGAUCAUAGAGAAAUGUUAUCGUUAAUGCCGAUUCAUAUCUGUAUCAAAACUGUGGCCAACUACUGACUUUUGCUAUGAGAAAAUUCAUUAUUUUGUAUACAUGGGUUGUACAUGACUGUUCAAAUGAAUGGUUUUUGACUAAUUUUCAAAUCAAAGGGGUCAAAUAUUAGAAACGAAUCUUAGUAAUCAAUAGACUCAUGGUCAUGAUAUACGAUUAACGACCCUCACCUUCUUUCAAAGCCACACAUGCAAGAUUGCUGAAAGCUUAAACGACUCGUUCACAAUAAUCGCAAGGUCAAGGGUCAAGAUAUCGGUCAGUGACAUGAAUAGCAAAGUGCUACCAGAUAUGACCUGCUAUGACCUUGAACUACUUAGAUUGUAAAAAAACGGAAGUAGAUAGAAAGGCUAUCAUGAUAAUCACCUGUCCGAUUUGAUUACGCAGGAUUAGCUUCGAUAUAACCAUAUUAUAAUUUAUUAUAUUCAAGCGAUGGAAACCUCACUACAGAUCAUAUUAGCGAUAGUCGUUGGCUAUGCGUUAUGGGUUGUUGUUCCUGCCUUGUGGAGAUACUACGCCCUCUGUCAGAGGAUGAAGAAAUACGGAAACCCAGGCCCCGCCCAUCCAUUUUGGGGUCACGCAAGAUACUUCAACGAUAACGACUCAAUAACCAGUAUUUAUAAUACGGUAGCUGAGAGGAGUCAGUCGAAGAUGGUUGGAUUAUGGAUUACAUUUAUGCCUUUAAUACAUGCAGUUCACCCAGACACAGCGAAGCUCAUCCUCCAGUCUUCCAAUCCGAAACCUGAUGCGCCUGGACAACCAUACAAUAUCCUGAUGUCAUUUUUAGGAGGAGGAUUGGUCACCAGUAACGGAAGUAAGUGGCAGCGAAACCGGAAGUUACUGACUCCAGCCUUCCAUUACGACAUACUUCGUCCUUACGUCAAAGUAUAUAAUAAAGCUGCGGAUGUUCUGUUGAAUACAUAUGCCAGGAAGAUGGCGGACGGAGCGAAGAGUGUUGAUAUCACGGGGGAUUUGGGGCUAGCUCUUCUGGACAUCAUACUGAAAUGUUCCCUUUCCUAUGAAGGAAAUGUACAGGAACAUGUUCCAUGGUACAUGCUGUCCUGGAGGUUGUACAUGAUGUCUGCUGACGGGAAGGAGUAUAAACGCCACAUUGAUUAUGUACACGGAUUUGCGGAGGACAUCAUAGCUAAAAGGAGGAAGGUGUUGCUGGAGGAUCCUUCACUUCUCAGUAACAAGAAGAAAUUGGAUUUCUUAGAUAUAUUGAUGACGGCAAAAGACGAAUCCGGGGCAGGACUGACAGACGAGGAAAUUCGGGAUGAGGUCGAUACAUUCCUUUUUGCAGGUCAUGAUACGACAUACGCAGCACUCACAUGGGCCUUGUACAACCUGGGAAAGUACCCAAAGGAACAGGAAAUCGUGUACCAGGAGGUGUGUGACGUCACUGGAGAUCGGCAGUAUAUCGAAUGGGAUGACCUCUCUAAGUUAACUAAGACGACAAUGUUCCUCAAGGAAAAUUUACGGCUCUAUUCCCCUGCAGUAACCACGACUCGGCUACUCACAAAACCCCUUGAGCUGGAGGGACAAACAUUUCCUGUCGGAUCUACUAUUGGGAUCAAUUUUGCCGUACUACAUCGCCACCCUGAUGUGUUCGAGAACCCUGCAGAAUUUCGUCCAGAAAGAUUCCUUCCAGAAAAUGUAGCCAAGAGAAGUCCAUAUGCUUUUAUACCGUUCUCAGCCGGCUCAAGGAACUGUAUCGGGCAAAACUUCUCAAUGAACGAGCAGAAAGUGAUCCUCUCCAGGAUCGUAAAAAGGUUCAAAGUGAUAUUAGACGAGGAUCACGAGGUGAUUGAUUUGAUCAAAUUGGUGAUAGAACCAAAGAAUGGAAUCAAGAUCCGCUUCGAGGAGCGACAGUGAUUUACAGACACUUGACGGACUGGACCAGUUAUUUAUUUGUAGCUCAAAAGGAUCGGGGUGAAAAUCCUUUUAUUGAUGAAAUGAUGCAUCUUAGUUUUGUUAAGAAAUUUGAUAAACGCACAAACGAAUAGUUGAUGCUGCUGAGGAUUCUUGAUAUUGCUAAAGCAAUACAUGUCCCCUACCGGUCCCCGAUAAAAAUAGUUGUAGUGACCAUGACCUUGACCCCAAAACCCUGAAACUAGAACUUGACCUGUAGCUACUGAUACUGAAGUUUAAUUCUUUCAACAACAUACCCUGAAGUAUGGUUUAGAAAAGUGCGGAAAACUAAAUGGACGGACGGACGGACGGACAGACAGACGGAGAGAUAAUCGGUUUACUGUUGCUAAGGGCCAAAGUAUCGAUACAACAAUAAAACUCGAAUGUCAUGUCGAAUUCUAGUUGAAUCGGUGUUUAAUACCAAUCCAAAUUACGCCAAGUGUUAGUUAGUUUGAUAUUUGUUAUUCAUUUUUCAUUAAAGAACACAUUUUUAGCUCGUCUCUUUUGCUUAUGUUGUCACUCCGGCGUCGGC